Molecule: messenger RNA, 2391 nt
Organism: Paramisgurnus dabryanus
Lineage: Eukaryota; Metazoa; Chordata; Actinopteri; Cypriniformes; Cobitidae
Gene: rhoub
Product: ras homolog family member Ub
Biological process (GO): small GTPase-mediated signal transduction
Molecular function (GO): GTPase activity; GTP binding
Source: RefSeq, a predicted model, not a curated record
GCACUCUAUUACGUGCUGAUCGUGUGAGCAGAGUUGGCGUUUGUGGAUACAGUGGUCAUACAGGACCUUUACUACUGGACCAGGAUCAUUUACGCCAAGCUCGUAGACUAUUCACAGGCGCAUAUACGUGCCCUCAUUCUCAUGUGUUUUUCUCGGGUCACUCCUUUAGGAGUGUGCCAUCAACCUGCGGUUUCUUCAAGCUGCGCGCCUGAACGCAAAUGGAUUAUAGUAACCUGAUGGCGCCUCCGGUACCGCCGCACAAACCUAGAACUCCCAGCCUCGCGCACGGACAGGGCAGGCUGUUAAAGUGCGUGUUUCUCGGCGACGGAGCCGUGGGGAAAACCAGCCUGAUCGUCAGCUAUACGACGAACGGAUAUCCUACGAAAUACGUGCCGACAGCCUUUGACGAUUUCUCAGCGGUUGUACAGGUGGAUGGUCAGCCUGUCAGACUUCAGCUUUGUGACACCGCUGGACAGGACGAAUUCGAUAAGUUGCGACAUUUCUGCUACACGCGAACCGACGUCCUCCUGUUGUGCUUCAGUGUGGUUAGCCCCGCCUCCUUCCAGAACGUCAGCGAGAAAUGGGUACCGGAGAUUCGCCGCCGUUGUCCCCUCACACCCGUGUUGCUGGUGGGCACCCAGUGCGACCUGCGGCAGGACGUCAAGGUCCUCAUCGAACUGGCACGCAGGCGCGAGCAACCCGUCCCGGAAGAGGACGCCUGCGUGCUCGCGGACAAAGUCGGAGCGGUAGCCUACGUGGAAUGCUCCUCCCUCACACAGAAAAACUUGAAGGAGGUGUUCGACGCCGCCAUCUCCGUAGGCCUCCGACAUUCGGACCGGAGGGCAAGGAGAGAACGAAAGGUCAACAGUACUGCUGAUAAAAUCAAAAUAAUCUCAAAGUCAUGGUGGAAAAAAUACAUCUGCAUACAGUAGCAACAAUGGAGGAAUGAAGAAUCUGAUAGGCACUGGAAAACUUUAUAGUACUCGUAUGGAUGAUAAGACUCGGUACAGUGUCUAAGUGAUACUGAUACCAUCUCAGUGAUGGGUUCUCAGUUUGAACAUUGAAUCAUUUCCUCAAUCACUUUACUGGAAUUCGAACACUGCUGGUUAUUCCCAGUUCUUGAUGGACUGAAAAAAGACAUUUUAUUAUGGUUUUGAAAAUCAUCUACUGCUUUUGUUUUUAUAACCAAAUAUAGUGCAACACUAUAUACUUUAUAUUUAUUUACCCAUGUCUCUUACCCUGAAAAAUGCAUGAAUAUCCAGGUCACGUGUUAUUGAUCCCAGCAAGCUAAGUCUGCUGAUGGUUCUUCAAAAAUGGGUGUACUUUUUAAAAGCAUAUUAAGAAGCAACUAAAGAGGCACCAAAAUAAUAGCAUCGGUUGAUAAAAGCUAUUACUUUAUAAACCACAGAUGGUCAUGGCCGAUAUAUCCUGUCAAUCAAAAGAGAACAAGAAAAUGCAAUGAAUUUAAUCUUUACUGUUCAAUAUUAAUGAAUAACAUGAAAAUGAAUUUAAUCUUCAGAAUUUAGUUAAUGCAAUGUAAAACAACUGGUGUUUAAUUUGGGCUUUGCAUGAAAUGAGUUACAUAAAGGUGAAAGGUUAUGAGCGACAGGUCCAACUUGCAUUUGUUGAUGCCAAAUCUUUUGUUUAACUGAUUUUUCUUGUCCUGUCUUUUUUUUAUUUCUAAUGUGCCAUGUUUGAUACAAAGUUAUUUGGCCGCGCCCUCUUGUUUAACCAGCGGCCAAUGAGAUUUGUUGAAUUUGCUUCUCAUUAUUCAGAAGCCCAGAUUCAGUCAGUCAGACAUCAACCAAAAACAACAGAGCGCAACAGGAGGGGAGGGUUCCAGAAGUAAAAAUCCUGUCUGCUUGGUCUUCUGAAAAAUGUUAUUGAAUAUCUAGGUCUUUCAAGACAUAAUGACCAUGUACUUCAAGGUUACUUAGAAAUAAGAGUUACUUGGAACUUGUGGAAAUCAUAAACGUGUAUGAAAUUUCUAUGAUCUUUGAAUAUUUCAAUGAAUCAUAAAAAAUUAAGUCUUAGUCUACACACAUUUGGAUCUUUGUCUAUUUUGUAAUAAACGGCAAAUGUGUGGUGUAUUGGAGAGUCUUUAUAGUUUUAUAUAACAUAGAUUCAGUUAUGGAUCAUGGCUCAGAACUCAGUAAAAAAUGUCUGAAAUGUUAAAAAUACUUCUGGAACCCAGAUGGGAGUUAAUUUCUGCGUCCCAUACACCCACACGUGUUUUAUUGUCACAGAGUAAUCUAUUGUACAAUUAUGAUUGUAUUUUAACGUUCUUUUACUCCUAAAACACUCCUGUUUAUGGUACGGCGUGAGAGUGUUUGGGUUGCUGACUGCUAUCCGUGAUUUUCAUGGAAAAUAAAUGUGAUGUUUUAACUAAAA